Acanthochromis polyacanthus (spiny chromis) is the source of this 1479-nucleotide messenger RNA. RefSeq names its product cofilin 2 (muscle) (gene cfl2). Gene Ontology annotation, biological process: actin filament severing; cell motility; actin filament fragmentation. NCBI's taxonomy places the organism in Eukaryota, Metazoa, Chordata, Actinopteri, Pomacentridae. The coding region runs from base 155 to 655 and encodes 166 amino acids. The record is from RefSeq and is a predicted model, not a curated record. Gene Ontology annotation, molecular function: actin filament binding. The transcript has 4 exons. Gene Ontology annotation, cellular component: actin cortical patch; actin cytoskeleton; cytoplasm.
GCUCCUCCUCCCCCUCCUCCUCUCCUCCCCCUCGGUCCUCCUGCCCGCUCCUCCCUCCUCCUCCUCCGGUCGGCCGGCCACAUUCCCCGCUACCUUUCACCCCUGAGAAACCCCGAUCUGACGGCGAAGCAGCGCGGACAAACCCCGGGACAACAUGGCUUCAGGUGUGACAGUGAACGAUGAGGUCAUCAGGGUGUUCAACGACAUGAAGGUAAGGAAGUCGUCGACCCAGGACGAGGUGAAGAAGAGGAAGAAGGCGGUUCUGUUCUGCUUGAGCGAGGACCGGAAGAAGAUCAUCGUGGAGGAGGGGAAGCAGAUCCUGGUGGGCGACAUCGGAGAGACCGUCGAGGACCCGUACGCCACCUUCGUCAAGCUCCUCCCCCUCAACGACUGCAGAUACGGCCUCUACGAUGCCACCUACGAGACCAAGGAGUCCAAGAAGGAGGACCUGGUCUUCAUCUUCUGGGCUCCAGAGAGCGCUCCGCUGAAGAGCAAGAUGAUCUACGCCAGCUCUAAAGAUGCCAUCAAAAAGAAGUUUACAGGUAUCAAACACGAGUGGCAGGUGAACGGGCUGGACGACAUCCAGGACCGCACCACGCUGGCUGAGAAGCUGGGCGGGAACGUGGUGGUGUCUCUGGAGGGCAAACCGCUGUGAUGUCACGGCGGCGAGCCGAGCGGAGCCAAGCCAACCGCCGUGCCAUCGGACCGAAGCACCUGACCCCACCCGAACACCGCCGCUUCACCCAGCAGCUUGCUCUGUCUGUACCGCGUCCUGAAGGAGUUAGCGUCUUUAGGCCUGUUUUCUUUUUGUUCUUUUUGCUUUUUUCAACAUGAACGAGAUCUCAUUAACAUAAUGAUAUGCAAACCCCGCCCACUCUGUUGCCACAUGACUCUGUUCACCGGCAGAAACACCACAAACCCAGGAAGGUUGUCUCUCUCACAGCCAGAGUUUUGCCAAAAAGUCGAUGUGAAGGAAGCAGCCUGGGUGCGGGGGGCGGAGCUUCUGGGCCCGCCUCCCGCAGCACACGGGUCGCACUCAUGACGCUUUUUACAUAUGACUUUAUUUAUUAUUGUAAACUGUUGUUUCUUCUCCAGUAUGUUCCCCGCAGCCAGUGUUAGACUAUGCAUCGAGAAGACGAUUAUCAGCCAGCACUUUCUGUUCAAACACUACAGGUUGAGUCUGUCACCGAGCUAACGUCUGUUUCCUCCGUUCUCAUUCCUGUCGGACUCACCGUCAUUCUAGCUGUUUGGUUGUCGCCUUACUUUCAGUUCGAAUGUAAACGUCACACCAGAGGUAGUUAGAGGGCACCUUUAUUUUGUAAAGAAACACUACAGCGAGCAGAUUUGACCCCAGCAGUGAGAGAAGACCCACAACAACAACAACAACAAGAACACGACGACAUCUGGAGCCUUAAAGUGGAACGUUGUUUCUGAGAUCACAGGAAGCCACUUUGCAAUAAAAGCCUGUGGCAGAUCUGA